AUGCCUUCCGUUGCCGACAACGCCUCCAUCUUCUCGGGCGUCUCGGCUGCCCCUUCUCGAUUCGGUGCUUCGCGACAGCCUCAAUUUACUCUCGACACCUUCUCUAGCCAGGAUUUCAUAGUCAAGGACUUUAUCGAAGCUCUUUCAGACGCUGCUAUCCCCCCGAGUCGCCGUACCGGUCCCAAUGCUGUCGCCUUUGAUCCUAAGCCCCUGAUUCGUACCUUCGAACAGGCCCUGAACAGACUCAAGCUCUUGAGUGAGGACCUUGAGCUGCAAGAGAAUGAAUUGUCCGCUGGUGUAAGGAGAGCAGAAGCUGUGCACAACACGAAUGUCCAAGCUAGAGAAAGGGAGCUCGAACGUGCAGUCGACUCCUUCCACCGCUUAGAGAGGAGUCUAGACAAUGGUGAGCAAGGAGGAAAUGCCGCCGUGCGGAUAGGAGAGAGGCUGGACGAGUUGGAUCGCCAGAGUCAGCGCGCUCAAGACGCAAAGUUCAUAUUGCAGUGCUGGAUCGAUGUGUCCGAGCGUCGUGAUCUCUCUAGCCUUGAUGAUGUCAGGAGACUACAAGGUGGUGAGGGCAAGUUGCGCUGCGCCCAUAUUGCUCGCCAAUUGCUCAAGAUCAGCCAACGACUGGACUCAUCAAAUUCGAUCUCCAAUGGUGACGGCGUCAACGGUCACGACACCCCUACUGAGCUGAUUGAGAAGUUCCUCGAAUCGCUAGAGAAGGAUCUUCUCAAACAAUUUGACGACUUCUACAGACGUCAGAACUUCGACGGCAUGAGAGAAUGUGCCGUCGCUCUGAAAGACUUUGGCGAUGGUGCUAGUGUCAUGGGUCUCUUCGUCAAUCAGCAUCAGUUCUUUAUUGAUCGCAGCCAGCUCAUUACUGAAGAUCUAGCAGCCGAUCCAGAAACUUGGGAACGUCUUGCCGACCCGGACACAGAACCACCAGGUGUUGAGCCUAGCUUGCAGAGCUUGGUGGAUGAAGUGAAACUUGUCGUUCAGGAAGAAAGCUUUAUCAUCAAGAAAGCCUUCCCCUUCCACGAAGAAGUCUUGGUGCGCUUUCUACAAAGAAUCUUCCAGCAAUCUAUUCAACAGAAACUUGAAAUGGUGCUCGACAAGGCAGAUUCCAUUUCUUCCCUAGCUUUCCUCCGAUCAUUGCAGGCCAGCAGAAGCUAUAUCCACGCCUUGGUCGAAGACCUGAAGGCACACGGCUUGACCGAGCACCCAGAGCCUGCCUCUGCGCAGACUGCCGCUGUGCUUGACCAGCAACUGGAAGAUCUGUUUGUGCCCUACUUCUCUGGUUCGUCAUACAUUGAGCGCGAGAAGAGAAGUUUGGAAGAGCUUUACUCCUCUCUCCUGUUCAAGUUCACAACAUACCACACACGCCGACGAAAGAUGCCCACCUCAUAUCUUGGCUCACUCUCAGCGCGUAGCAGAGAAUUGAUCUCAUCAACACGCGACACGUAUCUCGAAAGACUUGAGAACUCGGACAUCCCAGCUUCUCAAAAGUCCACUCUGCUACGAAUCGCUGGCCUCAACCCUACAGCCACUCAUACACAAAACAGAAAUGAUGUCGACGUAUCAGAGGAAGAUGGCGCGCUAAGCCUACCAUUCAUCAAACGCAUGCUCAAAUGGUUGGCCGAGAGUGUAGGCCGCGGCCUCGAACUGGCUAAUGGCCACGAAACUCCAAAAGACGUGCGCGAACUGCUAAACCUGCUCAUCGCAAACAUGGGCGAGAUAUACCUAGAAACAGCGCUGGACGCUGUAACCGAAUCGGCCACAGCAGCCGAGAGCAGCACAAAGACAGAACCUGACUUCGGCCACCUUGUCGACCUCCGUGUUGCAGUCAGUAUCCUUCACCUACUGCUCGCCACAAUCCAGACACUGCUUCUUCCUCUAGUAGCCAGCAACCUGACUAUCCGUCGCGACCUCGACAAAACAACAAACUCCUUCAUCGACCGUUGCGAAUCAAAAAUCGACACCAUCCUGCAGAAAACCAUCGACGCAACUCUAUCCUAUUCCUCACGCAUCCUUUCCCAGCAAAAGAAAACAGACUUCCGCCCUCGCGAUGACGCUCUCCUCCAACUCGACCAACUCCAAACACCCACCUGUCUCGCCCUCUUCAACUUCCUCACCAAAGUUCACAAUCGAGCAGACACAGCUCUCAGCGGCAAAGUUCUCGAAAACUUCCUUUUGGAACUGGCUCUAGGCAUUCGCGCCCUGCUCCUCGCUCAUUUCCGCACAUAUCCUGUGUCUCUCACUGGCGGUUUGAUCGUCUCGAAAGAUAUGGCUAAAUACAUUGAAUUGCUUAAAUCUUGGAAGAGUUUGCCUAAGCCGUUCAUUGAGAGUUUGGAUGUUUUGACCGAGAUUGCGAAUUUGUUUGUUAUUGGGCCUGAGGCGUUGAGAGAUAGGAUCAAGGGGUUGGAUGUCGACAAGACUGGAGCAGCUAAUGGAAAUGCUGGUGGUGGUAGUAUUGAAAAGGCGGAUUUGAAGCCGUUUAUUCUUAUGAGAGAGGAUGCUAGGAGUAUUGGUGUGCAGAGUGUCUUGGGCUUGUAG
Molecule: messenger RNA, 2553 nt
Organism: Aureobasidium melanogenum CBS 110374
Lineage: Eukaryota; Fungi; Ascomycota; Dothideomycetes; Dothideales; Saccotheciaceae
Product: exocyst complex component Sec10
Exons: 1
Coding region: 1-2553 (850 amino acids)
Biological process (GO): exocytosis; Golgi to plasma membrane transport
Cellular component (GO): exocyst; cytoplasm
Source: RefSeq, a predicted model, not a curated record